This is a messenger RNA of Gastrolobium bilobum, 942 nucleotides long. Its product is annotated as protein DEHYDRATION-INDUCED 19 homolog 5-like. Bases 183 to 812 code for a protein of 209 amino acids. The record is from RefSeq and is a predicted model, not a curated record. NCBI's taxonomy places the organism in Eukaryota, Viridiplantae, Streptophyta, Magnoliopsida, Fabales, Fabaceae. The transcript is spliced from 5 exons.
AAGCAAAACAUCACAACACCAACAAAGCUGGUGAUGAUGACUAAUGCCAAAGCAAAGUCCUCUCUUUCUUUUGAGUUGAGACUUUAGAGGCAAAACCAAAGGCACCUCUUUUUUCUUUGAUCAAAGGCAAAACAAAACCACCACUUCCAGUGCAGUGCUCAGUACUGUGUGUUCGUGACAUCAUGGACUUCGACUUCGACUUCAGGUCUAGUAUUCAUUCUGCCAAGCACCUCUCUGCUGUCCAAGCUACUACACUUCACUCAGAUAAUUAUUCUGCGAUCCAUUACACAGAUGUGGAUAAUGAUGGCCGAUCUAAUUUCCGAUGUCCUUUCUGUGAUUUUGAAAUUGAAGUUUCUGUGCUCUGCAGCAAUUUGGAAGAGGAGCAUUGCUCUGCCCUAAAAAAUGUGGUUUGUCCUGUGUGUGAAGAAAACUUAGGGAAGGAUGCAAUUCCUCAAUUUAUACAUUCAAACUCACGAAAGUGCGCUUGGAAGUCUGAGAAAUCUAGCAUCUGGUAUGGUAAUUCAGCAAUGCUUGGCAAGAAACUGGCUGCCACAGGAAACAAACAAGAAUCAAUGCCUGAUCCGCUUUUGUCACCAUUUAUCUGCAACAUGCCUUUUCAAAACCGUAAUGAUAUCCACCUUGGUGAAGACUACAGCUCCAGCAAGAAGGAUAUAAACAUCACCGAUGCAAAAAGGUCUGGAACAGAUGAACCAGAUAUGGGUGAUGAGCAGGAUCAACAAGAGAGAAGGCUAAGGGCAGCUUUUGUUCAAGAGUUGGUAUUAUCAACUGUAUUCGAGGAAACAUAUUCGUAGAAUUUACAGUGACACAAUUGAUAGCAGCUCCUUACAUGGCCUUUUGAUGCUAGUUAAACAGGCACUGGUUUUUAUUGUGGUGCAUGAGUUUAGGGGGUGAAGUAGUCUACGCUAUAGUUACUUAAAUUGA